AAAAGAAAUACUUCUACCUCGUAAGGCGAGUCACAUUGAAUCUGGCAGUAUGAAACGCGCGAUAUCUGAGGAAAACAGUGAGACCAAACGGGCUUUUUUUAAACAAGAGUCAAUCAACUUUGGAUAUGAUGCUUCUUCGUACGCUAGUUAUUCGUCGUCAUCAUCCUCUACUAUCACUCAACCUUUGCCUGGGCAACCACCCUUGCCUCCUAUGCCUCCACCACCCAGUGGAGUCCCACCUCCGCCACAUGUAUUUGGACCAGUGCCUUCCCAAAUGACUCCUAUUCAAUGGACACAUGCACAUACUCCUUGGCAAUGGAUAACACCACAAACGUCCCCUUUGCCAACUCCUCCAGCUCCUCCACAUGAUAUCGCUAGUACAAUUCCAAGGGAGAUUCCACUAAGGGGUAAUUAUGUACGUCGCGAAAGGUUUACUCACAAUAGGAACAGUAUGUAUAUUCACAGAAAUAAUUUUCACCGUAAAAAUAGACGGGUAGUACGGUUUGGACAGCCACAAGGUCAAUUUGAUCAAGCUGCAUAUUUUGGUGCAACUUUAACGGGUAAUCUCGGAUUGCAAUGGCAAAGAAAUAUUUAUAAUGCAGCAGCGAGUGAUAGUAUAAGAAGCCAUAUGACUGUUCCUUUAUCUUCCCAUUCCAUAUCUCCUAUCCCAUCAGGAAUCAUGAGCAACAGACAUAAUGAAGAAACUGAGGAUCAGGAUGUGAAAAUUGAGAAGGUAGUAAAGAAAAAUAAACAAAGGAAGCCAAUGUCUCAAAGUUAUGUAAAUAAACCAUGGAAUAGAGAAGAUGCAGAAAGAGCUCUAAAAAUUGAAAGUGAAUACAAUAUGAAGAAUAAAGUUAAUGCACAGAGCUUAAUAAUUAAGUUUCCUGAUACAGAUCUAGAUAAGAACAUCGUUAGUAAAUUUCAUUCUGAUAUUCUGAACAUACAUUUUCAAAAUCCAUGUGGGUCGAGAUAUUGUUUUAUUCAAAUGGCGGAAGAUGUGAAUAUUGACGAAGCUAUAAAAGAAUUGGAAAAAAUUAAGUUUGGUCUGGGAUACCUGAAAGUCGAAAAAAAGAUAUUAAGAGAUGAAGAUAAUCCCGAAGAAAUAGAUCCCUAUACCUUAUUUAUAGGAAAUUUACCCGAAUCUGUUAAAACAAGCGAAAUAAAAAGUAAAUUUCCAAAAGCACAAGAUGAAGAAACACGAAAGAUGAAGAAUACGCGAAAUAUUUUAAUGAGAUAUAAUAGUGUGGACGAUGCAAUAUCGGAUUACAAACAAGCAUAUGGUUUAAUAUGGGAUAAGAGGAAUAUUAAUAUUAGAUUUAGACGGAAAAGAGGUAAUACUUGUCUUCCCGAAGAACCUAAGCCUGACAUUAAGAAAGUUAAAGAAGAACCAAAUAAUGCUACACUAAUGGAAAAGAAACGAAACAUGAGUCAUAUUGAAUUUGAUAUCAAUAUUAACGAUUUGAAAGAGGAAGAAAGUAACAUUAAUGAAACAAAGGAAGAUAAAAUUAAUCGCGCGAAUAAACCAUCGGCAAAUCAAAAUAUGGGUAGUGUCGAAAAUGGAUUACAAGAUAAUUCUAAUAAAGCACAAAGAAAACUAGCCUCGCAAGUUCAAGAAAAUAUAAGCUCUCAUUUAUCUGAGUUAUUAACUCCGUCGGACAUCGACACGUCUGCUACGAUGGCACAAGAAGAACAACGACAAUCUUGGACGUCACAGUUCCUUCAAAUAUCUUCAGCAUCAAAAGCUCCCCUACCAUGUCCAGCCGAGACAGCUAUUGAGGAAACGAAAAUGCUUACACAAAUUAAAGAGGAACCCGUAGAUUACGAUGAAAUGGAUUUCAUCAUAGAUGAUGAUGAUGAUGAUGACGAUGACGAUGCUGAUGACGAUGACGAUAUCGAGGAGCCGGAUGAUACUGAUGAUGAUGAAGAUAAUGAUGCAGAAGAUUUUGAAGAUGAUGAAGAUAUCGACGAUGAUGGAAAUAUAGCAUCUAGGACUAAACCAUUGGAAGCACAAGAUAACGAAGAACCAUCAGACCAUCUUGAUCAAAUGUUCAGCGAAUUGGGGAACAUGACAGGUGACAUCGAUUUCUUAAAACAAUGAAGGAAACAUUAUUUUAAUACUCGUUAUCCAAUCCAGUUC
This is a messenger RNA of Mycetomoellerius zeteki, 2137 nucleotides long. RefSeq names its product protein painting of fourth. The transcript has 7 exons. Bases 50 to 2098 code for a protein of 682 amino acids. The record is from RefSeq and is a predicted model, not a curated record. Lineage: Eukaryota; Metazoa; Arthropoda; Insecta; Hymenoptera; Formicidae. Gene Ontology annotation, molecular function: nucleic acid binding.